GAGAGGAGUGAACUGUAGUCUGUACAGUUCUCGACGCCAAGAAUCUGAAAGAUUCUCGCAAUGAACCUUGGACAGCAAAUGGUUUUCCCGGUGCUGGCAGGAACGAUAGACGAGGCGACCAGAGAGAGGUUACUUGCGGAGCAUCUGGCUUCAAACUUGCAGAACAAUUCGCUCUCGACCGCUCUUGCCAAUGCCGGAUUCAUUCCAGCCAACGCUUUUAUAAACUUAUCGACUCCAGGAGCAGUUGUCAAUCACACCAUCAAUUUAUUGAGGGCACCGGUCGCUUCUUUGGCUCAAUCCAUCGGUUUGCAGAAUACAGCAGCUGUCGUCGGUCAUCACCUCGGCCUCAAAGCUGCCGGAUUACCUCUAAACAACAGGUUGCAAGUGCCAAAUGUGGGCAUUAACCAUAAUCUGGGACUGAAUUUACCAGUGGGGGCCAACCCUCACCAUUACAUUACAGCAUUACCCGGCAUCGGCAUAAACAUGGGCCCUAAAGCUCCCGGAGUGAAUAUGAAUAACUCAACUAUGGGAUCGAAGGUUCCUGGACCAGGUGUGGGCAGCAGCAGCAGCAUGAACACGAGGUCACCUGGAUCGAGCUCGAGCAACAACAACUUAGCUUCCAGGUUAGCAAUGGCUGGUGGUCCUCAAAACAUGAUGCAAAGAGUAGGUCACCCGGGUUUAAUGCGGACUGGAUCAUGGCAAGCGCCUCCUCAAUCUGCCGGGAUCCACAUGGGUAUACCCCAGGCCAAUGCGACGCAUAUGACUGCGUAUCCUAGCCACCAAAGAACUGCUGUCCAAGGUGUUUCUGGAUACCCUCAACAGAAACACAAGUCGUUGGGUCCGACUUACUUGGAUGACUUUAAACAAGGAUUCCCUUCCAAAGGCCUGUCUGUGCUCCAAAAUCGCUGGUGGGGUAGUGCAGAGCCGAGCAAACGUGCGGAGGUUUCUGAAGGGACAGAGAAAGACACAUCGCAUGCCCUCAACGCAGGAGGGACGAGUUGUAAAGGUGCCGAAGCUGACAGGACAAUUCAUGCGAAAGUUGCAGACGAGAAAAGCAAGGAAAUUUUGAGUUCUUGUGCCAAACUGUCCGCAAUACGCAGAAGGGCUUCCGACGGCGGGAGGAGUGCUCUACAACUUGCCGUCAGCAGAGGAUAUGGAGUGCAAAAAAUUGGACAUCAACAAUCCAAGGCACUUCAGUUUGUCUUCGGUAACUCAUUGCCAAAGCAGUGGUCAGCUGCACUUGUGAGCAGUGACUGAAGUCUGAGACAGUCUCCGAUUGUUACGGAUAUGAUUUAAAAUCAGUGGUAUUGGAUUCCAGAGCGGGAAGUCAUUGCCAUGCACAGACGGUUAGACAUUCUUUUUGACGACUUUUCAGCUGUCAUCCUCUUUACACUAGCAACGCACAGCCAGGGCGUGGGGUAUUUGGUCGUCAGGCUUUGACAGGCACAUGAGUGCAGGUUUAACUGUCAUCGGACAUGUCCUCCGGCCGAACGGUUUUCACUUCUCUUCUCUCAGGCGGAAAAUCUGCCACAGGAGCAGGAAGUAGACGACUCUAGAAGGCGUCAGUCCAAGUAUCUUAGCUCCAACAAGGACUUUCAAGGUUUUUUUCUCCUCGUCUUGUUUUAGCAAAGGACAGACUAGGUCAUAGGAAAUUUCUUUUGCUCUCUGGUAUGUAAAGCAAUUGUAGAUAUUGAUAGGUUUGGCAUGAUAGGUUACAAACAGUGGAUUAGCUGCAAUGGGGCAAUCUAUCUAGCCAAGAAUGUGAAGGUCCUACAGUCAAGUAGUUGACAGGUCGGCGUGGUUCAGUGCUCGAAGGUAGAUGCUCGGGACACAACUCGAAAACUUUGACAGUCAACUUACCGAAGUUUCAAUUAUUCAGAUGCAUUCAUGGCAAUUAGCUGUACAAAUUAGAACAAAUGUGCCACAAUAAACAGUCAAGUUUCUCAGCGGGGCAUUACGAGGUUCGUCGUUGAAAGAAACGAUUCUAUUUGAGAACUUCUUGUCAGUAAGUGCAUUGUUGCGUAUGUGAAUGAGCAUUUUCCUUGUAAACGGAAGAUGAUGGGCAUCUCCAUUUUGGAAAGCAAGGUGCCAAAGUUUCCUUGUCGAUUCUAUUUUGUCACUUCGGGUUCCAAGGGGG
Marchantia polymorpha subsp. ruderalis is the source of this 2137-nucleotide messenger RNA. Lineage: Eukaryota; Viridiplantae; Streptophyta; Marchantiopsida; Marchantiales; Marchantiaceae. The record is from the annotation of a GenBank genome assembly.